This is a messenger RNA of Morus notabilis, 1116 nucleotides long. RefSeq names its product glutaredoxin-C5-like. Gene Ontology annotation, cellular component: cytoplasm; nucleus. NCBI's taxonomy places the organism in Eukaryota, Viridiplantae, Streptophyta, Magnoliopsida, Rosales, Moraceae. Gene Ontology annotation, biological process: negative regulation of DNA-templated transcription; anther development. The transcript has a single exon. Bases 333 to 725 code for a protein of 130 amino acids. The record is from RefSeq and is a predicted model, not a curated record.
AAAGGAAAAAAAGAAGAAGGGAAAGCUCCAUAUAUCUACAUUCCAAACUUGGAUUCCCUCCUUUCCAAAGUCCCAUCUAUAAAUACCAACCCCUCCCUUCAUACCUUUCCUCGCCAAACAAACACACACCAUAUACAUCUAUAUAUAUAACUAUAUAUAUCAUCACUUCUAUAUCACUCUUUCAAAUACCAACCCCAUCAAUUGAUCUUUUCUUGCGGUUCCGAUAUCAACUUAUCACCCUUUACCAAGAAAGAAAGAUAUCAACUUAUCACCACAUUCCACACUCACUAGUAGUCACUAGCUAAGUCAAAUAGUCAAUAUAUAUUAUAAGUAUGCAUUAUCAGGCGGAUGAGUCGUGGACGACGUCGGCGGGACCCAGAAAGUAUAUGAUGAAUCAUGAUAUGGUUGAUCCGAUGGAGAGGAUUGAGCGGAUGGCGGCGGAGAACGCGGUGGUGAUAUUCAGCAUGAGCAGCUGCUGCAUGUGUCACGCCAUCAAACGGCUCUUCUGCGGCAUGGGAGUCAACCCCACCGUUCACGAGCUGGACCUUCACCCCACCGGAUCCGACCUCCACGCAGCCCUCUCCGCCCUCCUCGGCACCUCCUCCGCUCUCCCCGUCGUCUUCAUCGGCGGCAAACUCGUCGGCGCCAUGGACAGAGUCAUGGCAUCUCACAUCAACGGCACUCUCGUCCCUCUCCUUAAGGACGCUGGUGCUCUCUGGCUCUGAUCUUCUAUAUCUAUCUUAAAAAUUAUGAUGAAAAAGAAAAACAAAAAAUAUAUAUUUAUAUAUAUGACUGAUCAUAUUUGUAAUAUUUUACGAUUUGGGAAAAAAAAAAAGGUAAGCUGCAGAGGAAGUGGAGUGGUGUUCCAUCGAGUGAAUUAACAUCUGGCAUUUUGGACAAACUACUUACUAAUCAUCGACCACUAAUAUCUAAUUAACUUACUAGUUUAAGUUAGUUUCAACUUCUUUGUCUUGUCUUUUAAUUUUUUUUUUCUUUCGCGAGAAAGUGUAUCUUAUCUUGGGUGUGCUUCAUGUUUGCAGCAACUUAAAUUAUCCCUAUUAUCCCUAGUUUUGUUUGUGUGUAAUUGCUCCCUCCUCUGUAUAUCAAGAGAACAAU